Molecule: messenger RNA, 2349 nt
Organism: Diatraea saccharalis (sugarcane borer)
Lineage: Eukaryota; Metazoa; Arthropoda; Insecta; Lepidoptera; Crambidae
Source: the annotation of a GenBank genome assembly
GUUUGGAUUGACCUGCUAGCAGUUUUAAAUAACGUUGUUUCUUUUUAUGCAGACGUCGGCAUCUCCGUCUGUUUCUAAUGCGGCGCCACAGAAGCGCGGGCGUCCGCCUAAAGCUCGUGCCUCGGAAGAGAGGCCGGCGAAGAAGAAACGCGGACGCCCCCCAAAGCAUCGCCCUCCCUCCCCGCCACCGGCGCCCCCGGCACCGGCCCCCGCCCCCGCAGACAGCGAUACCGAGCCUGAGCCCAAGCCUACGCUGCAGGACACCAAGACUCAUAUAUUCCGCAAGGUCUUCACACCAAAAAAGGGAGACGAAUGCGGUGGUAAAGGUGGGAAAGGGGGUAAAGGAAAAGGGGGCAAAGGUAAAGGUCAGGUGACCAUCAUAGAAGUGACCGCCCCCGAAUCCGGCGCUGAUGAUGAUCAAAGGAGGAGCCGGGAAGACAGGAGGAAUGAGGAGGCCAUCGCUAGAGUAUCGCCCCCUCAGGAGCCGGAGGCCUUAACCAGGAGAAGGGAAGCGGACAGGGUGGCGAGCGAGAGGAUUCAGGAACGCAUCUCCAUAGAGAGGGCGGACCAUAGGCGAUCCGCUGAUAGGCUACCGGACCGAGCCGUCGAACGCACCUCUACCGACCGAAUAACAGAACGGAUAUCCGAGCGGAUACCGGACAGAGUCCCCGAGCGGAUACCAGAACGUAUACCGGAGCGUAUACCCGAACGGAUACCGGAGAGGAUGCCGGAGAGAGUUCCCGAGCGGAUUCACGAAAGGAUACCUGACAGAAUGCGGCCCUCAGACCGCGAUAAAUCCGCGGGUAAAAUGUCCAGCGAUAGAUCGUCGAGUGAUAAAUCUUACGACAGAGCCACGAACGAAAGGUUAUCUGUCGACAAAAUUUCACUCAAACGAUCCCCCCACGAACGGCAUUCGGGCGAAAAGAUCGAUAAAAUGUCGAGACUGUCCGACGAGAAGAUGGAUGUCGACAAGAUCGAUAGAUUCGAGAAACCUGCGGACAGAUUGGUGGACAAGUCGGACGAUAAAUCUGCGGCCAAGAUGGAGAGGAUGGGUCGAUUGGACUGCCUUAGCAGCGGGGACAAAAUGGAUCGGCUGGAGCGAGUGGAACGAGUUCCGGAGCGAUAUAUCCGAGCCGAAGCGGACGUCGGCUCCGGGCUGAAGACAGACAGGGGAUCCGAAAGAAUAGAAGACCCUACUUCGCACCCACAAUGUCGGGCGCGAUUAUUAGUUCGCGUACCGCUAUCGCGUCUGCGGGCGGACACAGUGCGAGCGUUACAGCGACCCAGGCGGGUACCUAAACGACCUGCCACUCCACCACAUGAUCAGACCGGGCCAUUGGCAGCGACCAAUCACGAGCGGUCCGCUUUAUGCGCGGGCCAGACACCCGUCUACUACAGUUACUUCGAGAGGCAGCCGGCUGAUGCCGUCUCAGACGAAGAGCGAGAUCACAAGUACUACCUUGAGGAAGCUACCCGUCUCCGAACGGCUGCUGAACGCGAGCAGGAACCACUAGCUCGCGUGAUGCUGUACCUCGAGUCAGUAUUAUGCUUCGUGCUCACGGGCCGCGUGCUCGAACUAGAGCUGGACACUAAGGGCGCGUUCACAAUAUACCGCGAGACCAUAGAGUACAUCAAGAGUAUACACUCUAUGCCGCAGAGGUUCAGAGCAUCGCCACACUCUACGUUCAGCAAGCUGGAUAUACUUAGUUUACGUGUACAAGCACUUCUUUAUCUGCGAAUGUUCAGAAUGUACAACAGUGAAGUGAAGGAAUACAAUAGAAUUGUUCAAGAAUAUCAACAAAAGCCGGCAAGCGCCGAAUCCGUAUCCUCGGUGUCGUCCGUAUCGCCGAUGUCCCCGUCUCCGUCGCCGGGCUCGCUCGGCUCGGUUGGCUCGGUCGGCUCAGCUGGCUCGGCAGGCUCGGCAGGUUCGGCCGGCUCGGCAGGCUCGGCCGGCUCCGCGGGCUCGGCCUCCUCGGGCUAUUGCUCGCUCACUCACUCCGUGCCAGCACACGCGCACAAUGCUCUACUACAGCUCACUAAAUACUACACGUUCCUGUAUGUAGCCCACGAUUUGUGGGAGAAGGCGGAUAAUCUAUGCAGACUCAGGGCCAAUAGGGAUCUAUUCAUCGCGGUGGACCGUAAGUGUGGCCCGUUGUCACUAUCGUCCACGUUCCGUCACUUGGUACAGUACGUACGUCACGCCAUAUCCCUGCUGAAGGCGGCGCCGCGCGAAUGACUACCGCCCCCCCGCUUUAAACAUUCUAAAGCGAAGAAAUAAGGCGUAUAUUGCAGCGGACGCACGGACGUAUACGACAGUGAAACAGUGCGGCGUGCUAACCGAAUCCCGGC